Messenger RNA from Elephantulus edwardii (Cape elephant shrew), 1035 nucleotides. It is a transcript of the gene SCAMP4, whose product is annotated as secretory carrier membrane protein 4. The transcript has 8 exons. The record is from RefSeq and is a predicted model, not a curated record. Gene Ontology annotation, cellular component: trans-Golgi network membrane; recycling endosome membrane. The coding region runs from base 1 to 1035 and encodes 344 amino acids. Gene Ontology annotation, biological process: protein transport. NCBI's taxonomy places the organism in Eukaryota, Metazoa, Chordata, Mammalia, Macroscelidea, Macroscelididae.
AUGGGGACCUCAGUGUGGGUGCUGCUGGGGGUGCCGCUCAGGUUGGGCUGGGUGAGGUGUGAGGGACUCCAGGAGGACGCUCGGUCCCUGGGGGAAGGAGGUUCGGCCCCCAGCGGGAGGAGGUUCGGCCCCCAGGGGGAGGAGGCUCGGCCUGGAGAGGUGGGCUGGGCUUCAGCCCCGCUCCGUGUGGAUCAGCGCAGACAUGUCAGAGUGUCCCCUCCCAACGGUGGCCUGUGCUCUGUGCACUGGGGACAGGCCCCCUCAGGACCAGCUCAGAGCGCAGGACGCAGAAGGGCCGUGAGAGGGCCCCCCCCCAGCACCGUGCCCCCCACUCAUGUCCGCUUUCCUGAAAAAGAGAACAACUUCCCGCCGCUGCCCAAGUUCAUCCCCCUGAAGCCCUGCUUCUACCAGAACUUCUCCGACGAGAUCCCCAUCGAGCACCAGGUUCUGGUGAAGCGCAUCUACCGCCUGUGGCUGUUUUACUGCCUCACGCUGCUGGUGAACCUCGUCGCCUGCCUGGCCUGGUGGAUCGGCGGUGGCUCCGGGGCCAACUUCGGCCUGGCCUUCGUCUGGCUCCUGCUCUUCUCCCCCUGCAGCUAUGUCUGCUGGUUCCGGCCGGUCUACAAGGCCUUCCGGGCCGACAGCUCCUUUAACUUCAUGGCGUUCUUCUUCCUCUUUGGGGCCCAGUUCGUCCUGACGUUCAUUCAGGCCAUCGGCUUCUCCAACUGGGGCGCGUGUGGCUGGCUGGCGGCCAUCAACUUCUUCCGGACCAGCGUCUGGGCCGCUGUGCUCAUGCUGUUCCCGGCCGUCCUGUUCUCCGUGUCGGCCUUCGCGAUGGCCGUGAUGCUCUUGAAGGUUCACAGGAUCUACCGAGGGGGUGGAGGAAGCUUCGAGAAGGCACAGACGGAGUGGAACACAGGCGCAUGGCGGAAUCCACCGUCCCGAGAGGCCCAGUACAACAACUUCUCGGGCAACAGCCUGCCCGAGUAUCCCACUGUGCCCAGCUACCCGGGCGGCGGGGGCCAGUGGCCCUGA